Messenger RNA from Pyrus x bretschneideri (Chinese white pear), 1511 nucleotides. RefSeq names its product auxin-responsive protein SAUR71-like. The transcript has a single exon. The record is from RefSeq and is a predicted model, not a curated record. The coding region runs from base 831 to 1304 and encodes 157 amino acids. Lineage: Eukaryota; Viridiplantae; Streptophyta; Magnoliopsida; Rosales; Rosaceae. Gene Ontology annotation, biological process: response to auxin.
UUCCGCCUAGCUAGGUGUUGGAGUAGAAUUGAACACCAAGACUUCCAAGAAGCUCACUUAACCUACCACCACUCACUACGUGGCAUUUUUGGCCUCCAAAUAUUACUAAGUUGACAAAAGCUUUGAUUAUCUCAUGUUAAUAUUCUUCUAGGUCGCUUACCUUAAACUAAAUUCAAAUAUAUAUGUAGUUGUCUUAUUUGCUUAUUUUGCAAUCAAACAUGUGUUGAUAUUGUUAUGUUUCUAGGAAGGUAAGCUUUAUGUCUUUUUUUUUUUUUUUUUUUUUUUUUGUGUGUGUAAUCCUUUUUAGUGUAUCUGUUUUAUGAAGGGUAAGAUUUAUAUCUCAUUGAUUAGGUAUAACUCCUUUUUUCGCUAUCAAUAAAAUUUUCCUAACACCGUCAAGAUUUUCCCCCAAAAAAAAAGUGUUAAUGUUGUUAUUUAUUUUUAUAUUUUAUGUUUAUUUUCCUUUCAUUAUCUUGUUCUCCAUUAACCCUAGCUAGCAUACGUUGCUGUUGAAAGACAAAAGGAAGUGGCCCUUUCUAUUUUCUCCACAUUAUUUCCUUAAACAAUUCAUAUAUUUUUUCAAAAUCUAUGAGCCUAUAAGAGUUGACGAUCUCCCAUAUUAUUAGGAGUGUUUACCUGAGGAUGGGGCUUUGUGAACAAUUCCCUCAUCUGAUUUCUCAACUUCUCAAGCAUAUAUAUACACAAAUAUAUAGAUACACGCAUACAUAUUUAUACACACACUUUCAUAUAUAAAUCUCUUGUGUUUGGUCCUCAGAGGUCCUCAGAUUCUAAAUCCACAUAUUUAUAUUUUCUUGUAAAACUUCAUAUAGAUGGAUAUCAUAAAGGGAAAGUGGAAGAAGAAUCUGAUCGCCAACGCGUGGAAGCGAUGGAGUUUACAAAGAAAGAGCAGCAGCAAAGUACACAACUCGUUGACAAAGAGCAAGUCAUGGCACUGCAGUUCCAGUACUAGGAAGAUCAAAGGCCUGGUAGCUCCGGACGGGUGUUUUUCGGUCUACGUUGGACCGCAAAGACAACGAUUUGCAGUGAAGACGGAGUUUGCGAAUCAUUCCUUGUUUAAGAUGCUGCUGGAUGAUGCCGAAAUGGAAUACGGUUACAAUUGCGAAGGUCCGAUUUUGCUUCCUUGUGAUGUGGAUUUGUUUUAUAAAGUGUUGGCUGAGAUGGAGAGCAGUGAGGAAGUUAGUACUCCUAACUGUGGGUUUGUUAAGGGUUAUGGUUCGUUGAUGCUUUGCAGCCCCGCACGUCGUCUAAAUUCGUGCAUCCAUGACGCUUGGCGGUGCCUAUAGGCUGCUUAGUCCGUCGAGAAUGCUUAAGAUAAACCAAUUUUAGUCAUGUAUAUAUCAUCAUUAGUGAUAGAGAUAUUAUGUUUGUGUCUGAGAUUAUGAUACUUGACAGAAGAUUAGCUAGGUAGUUAGAUUAGUUGUAGUCUUGUGCUCUCUAUAAAUACUUGUAUUGAGAUGUCUUAUUGACUAAGAAAUAAUAUACCAAAUAAA